CUUUCCCUUUCCCCACCUCCACUCGACGCCUCGGGGACAAAUCGCGAGAGGGAUUUCGCGCUAGGGUUUCGUGGAUCGAGAGAGAGAGAGUAGGGUUUGGAGAGCCGGCCCCCAUGGCCUCGCCGGUGGAGGCGGCGGCGGUGGGGAAGGAGGUGGAGGGGGCAGGGGAGGCGGUGACGGGCGCGAUGGUGAGCGCGGGGUUCGCGGAGCUGGAGCGGCAGCAGCAGCUGCUGGCGACCUGCACGCACCUGUACCAGCAGCUCGCGGAUCACUUCGGUUCGCUGGAGCGCGGGCUUGCGGCCCGCUCCGACGCGCUCCGCACCCGCCGCUGCGCCUUUGACGCGCGCACCCACCGCGCGCUCGACGCCUUGCACCGCCGGGAGGCCUCCAUCGACGUCUCCGUCUCCCGCGCGCUAGACCACCUCGACUCCCUCUCCGCCGCCGCCGCCUCCUCCGGCGGGGACAAGGGGGUUCCCUCCGACGCCGAUGCGGCCGGACUCGCCGAGAACCUGCGCGCGCUCUGCGUCAGGAUGGACUCCGCGGCGUUCCUCGGGUUCGUGGUCGCCCGGCGGAAGGAGGCGGACGCGCUGCGCGCCGAGAUGCCGCCGGCGCUCAAGUGCUGCGUGGAUCCGGCCAAGUUCGUCAUGGACGCGGUCGCCGACGUGUUCCCGGUGGACCGCCGCGAGGUGAAGAACCCGGCCGACCUGGCCUGGGCGUGCGUGCUCAUCCUUGAGGCGGCCGUGCCGGCGCUGGCCGACCCGGACCCGGAGAUCGGGGCGGCGCGGCCCCUGGUGCCGCGGGCCGCGCGGGAGCGCGCACGGGGCAUGGCGAGGGAGUGGAAGGAGGCGGUCGAGAAGAAGGGCGGGGUGGAAGGGGCCAAGCCGUCCGACGCGCACGCCUUCCUGCAGCACGUGGCGACGUUCGCCGUGGCGGAGAGGGAGGACCGGCCGCUCUACCGCAAGAUCGUGGUGAGCUUCUCCUGGCGCCGACAGAUGCCCCGCCUCGCGAUCACCCUCGGCCUUGAGGAAGAAAUGGCUGAUAUCAUCGAGGAACUAAUUGCUAAGAGGCAGCAGCUUGAUGCUGUGAAUUUCGCAUAUGAGGCUGGUCUUCAGGAGAAGUUCGCUCCAGUUCCUCUUUUGAAGUCCUAUCUGGAAGACUCUAAGAAGGCAUCAUCCACUGCUUCAGAUACUUCGAGCGCUAGCAGUGGCCAAUCUGGGAGCAAUGUGAACAAGAAAGAGCAGUCUGCACUGCGAGCUGUUAUAAAGUGUGUCGAGGACCGUAAACUGGAAGCCAAGUUUCCACUGGAGGAUCUUCGGAAGCAGCUUGAAGAACUGGAGAAGGCCAAGACCGAGAAGAAAAAGGCAGCAUCAAGCUCUUCCAGUGGUGGUAGCAGUGGCCCUGCCAACAAGCGCAUCCGUGCAAGCAAUGGAGGCCCAAUGCCUCCUGCUAAGGCAGGUCGUCUCACUAGCAACGCUUGUGUGUCUUCUUUCCCAGCUCCCGCCACAUUUGCCCGCUCUCCCUCCCACACAUCAUACGCCACAACCUCCCCUUCCCACACAUCAUACGCCACGCCCUCCCCUUCCCACACAUCAUACACCACGCCCUCCCCUUCCUAUGCAUCAUACGCCACAGCCUCCCCUUCCCACACAUCAUAUGCCACGGCCUCUCCCUAUCCUUAUGAUAGGCCGGCUGGACAUGGCCUCUACUGCAACCAGAGCCCACCGGCGAUUAGAGAGCCAUAUGUCUACCCAGCCAAGGAGGUAGCUAAUGUCGGCAUUGGCAUGCCAUACUCCGCCCCUCCCAUGAGCUACCCUGCCCCCUAUGGCGGAUAUGGCAAUGGGAUGGGAGCUUACAACAACGGAAUGGCUCCUGCCUUCCACCAGGCUUACUACCGGUAGGUUCAGUCAAAAAAAAAGUCGCUGAUGAAUGACAUGACAACUGAUGAUGCCAACGACUCAAAAUCGCGCAAUGGCCCUAUUUUGUAGUGACUGACUACAACGGUAGGUUGGGUAUGCCAUCUCAUAUGUUCUUACCACAACUACUAGACGCCUUGUGUUAGCUCUCAUCUCAUGCUAGACCACUACUUUUUACUACUACUAAGGAACCUGGAUGUAAUUAUGUAUGCUAUCCUUGAGACCCUCGUCACCUUAUGUAAUUCUAUUCAGAACUAUGAAACCGCCCCCAAAAAAAUCAGCAUGUAAUCCUUAAGUACUUGAUGUACCAUGGACUUAUUAAAGGCCUUUUCUAGUUUA
Phragmites australis (common reed) is the source of this 2252-nucleotide messenger RNA. Its product is annotated as FRIGIDA-like protein 4a. The transcript has 3 exons. The record is from RefSeq and is a predicted model, not a curated record. Lineage: Eukaryota; Viridiplantae; Streptophyta; Magnoliopsida; Poales; Poaceae. Bases 114 to 1898 code for a protein of 594 amino acids.